AUGGCAGAUCCCAUCCGCUGGGCCCGAUACCGUUGGCAGCGACUGAUAUCUACAGAGGGCGGAGAAGGUAGCAGCAGCAGCAAUUCAAGUAACAAGUGCUAUCAAUCAUCAAAAACUAUUGGCAAACAUAGGAUAGUGAUACCCUGUUUGGGACAUUUUAAGGAAGAAUAUGAAAAAGUAUCUAAACUGUACAUGAACAACAAAAUACGGACUACUAAGUAUACUUUAUUGAAUUUUUUACCACGGAAUUUAUUUGAACAAUUUCACAGAGUUGCCAAUUUGUAUUUCCUAUUUCUAGUUGUCCUAAAUUGGGUUCCUCUGGUGGAAGCCUUCCAAAAAGAAAUUACAAUGCUACCUCUAAUAGCGGUUCUGACAAUCAUUGCAGUGAAAGACGGUCUGGAAGAUUACUCAAAGUAUAAAAUGGAUAAACAGAUAAACAAUUUACUAACCAAAGUGUAUAGCAGGAAGGAGAAGAAAUACAUAGAUGAAUGCUGGAAAAAUGUCAAUGUUGGGGACUUCAUCCGGCUUUCACGUAAUGAAAUCAUGCUGUUAUAUUCUAGUGACCUGGAUGGGAUCUGUUACAUUGAAACGGCAGGCCUUGAUGGAGAAACCAAUCUAAAGCAGAGGCAGGUGGUGAGAGGAUAUUCAGAGCAGGUCUCUGAAAUUGAUCCAGAAAAAUUUUCCAGUAGAAUAGAGUGUGAAAGUCCUAACAAUGACCUCAGUUGCUUCCGAGGCUUUGUUGAGCAUUCAAACAAGGAUCGAGUGGGCCUCAGCAAGGAAAACUUACUGCUCCGAGGAUGCACAAUAAGAAACACAGAAGCUGUUGUAGGCAUAGUGGUAUAUGCAGGUCAUGAAACAAAAGCCAUGCUGAAUAACAGUGGCCCUCAUUACAAGCGCAGUAAACUGGAAAGAAAAGUGAAUACUGAUAUUCUUUGGUGUGUUCUGCUUCUAAUUUUGAUGUGUUUAACUGGUGCAAUAGGCCAUGGAAUUUGGUUAACUAGGUAUUCGGAAAUACCUUUAUUUAACAUCCCUGAGCCAGAUGGGAAAUCAAUUCCUCCAACAUUAGCAGGUUUCAAUAUGUUCUGGACGAUGAUCAUUUUAUUACAGGUCUUGAUCCCAAUUUCCCUCUAUGUUUCAAUUGAAAUUGUCAAAUUGGGACAAAUUUAUUUAAUACAGAAUGACACUGAUUUUUACCAUGAGAAAACAGACUCAACAAUUCAGUGUAGAGCACUGAAUAUUGCUGAAGACCUUGGCCAGAUUCAGUAUAUCUUCUCUGACAAGACUGGAACCCUUACUGAAAAUAAGAUGGUUUUUCGGAGAUGCAGCAUUGCAGGACAAGAGUAUUGCCAUGAAGAAAAUG
This is a messenger RNA of Fulmarus glacialis (Northern fulmar), 1360 nucleotides long. Its product is annotated as probable phospholipid-transporting ATPase VD. The record is from RefSeq and is a predicted model, not a curated record. The annotation marks the transcript as partial. Gene Ontology annotation, cellular component: plasma membrane. The transcript has 8 exons. Lineage: Eukaryota; Metazoa; Chordata; Aves; Procellariiformes; Procellariidae. Gene Ontology annotation, biological process: phospholipid translocation. Gene Ontology annotation, molecular function: ATP hydrolysis activity; ATP binding; ATPase-coupled intramembrane lipid carrier activity.